AGGGGCCUUCCUGGAGCCAGCAGCCCCCACCGGCAUGGAGCGGCUGGGCAUCACAUUGCUGCUGGUGACUGCAGUGACCAGCCAGAAUAACCGGAUCAUCGGUGGUGCCCCCUGCACGCCUCACUCCGUGCCCUGGCAGGCCGCCCUCUUUGUGGGCCCCCAGCUCAACUGUGGAGGGACCCUGAUUGCCAGGAACUGGGUGAUCACCGCAGCCCACUGCCACGUCAGCUGCCCCAUCAGUGUGCGCCUGGGAGAGCACAACAUCAAGCAUCUGGACUGGACAGAGCAGCUGAGACUCUCAGACAAAAUGAUCCUCCACCCCGGCUAUAACCCCGCCAGCAAGGACAAUGACAUCAUGCUCAUCAAAUUGCUCACCCCGGCUAACUUCAACAAAAAUGUCCAACCCCUGGAGCUACCUACCAGUUGCCCCUCCUCCGGGGAGGAAUGUGUGAUAUCCGGAUGGGGAACAACAAAAAGCCCUCAAUUGUACUUCCCACCGGUUCUCCACUGUGGCAACGUCUCCAUUUUCUCCAAGGAACUGUGCCGCAGUAUCUACCCUCGCUACUACACCGAGAACAUGCUGUGUGCUGGGGUGCUGGAAGGGGGAAUAGACUCGUGCCAGGGAGAUUCCGGGGGACCCCUACUCUGCAAUGGGAAACUCCAAGGCAUUGUGUCUUGGGGGACCCAGACAUGCGCACUGCCCAACAAACCAGGUGUCUACGUCAGCGUCUGUAAAUACAUCGACUGGAUCCGGGAGAUCAUGAACAACAACUGAUCCUCGGUACCUUAGGACACUGCGGUAUCCCUCCCUCUCUGACCUGUGCUGCCGCAUAGGGUCCGUACAGUGCCGUUGCAGGUGCAUUAGCCAGAUUGUCCCUCCUGGCUCUGUGCACAGAUGUUAAAUAAUAAAAGCCCUCUGCU
This is a messenger RNA of Trachemys scripta elegans, 921 nucleotides long. RefSeq names its product trypsin-like. The transcript has 5 exons. Gene Ontology annotation, biological process: proteolysis. Gene Ontology annotation, molecular function: serine-type endopeptidase activity. The record is from RefSeq and is a predicted model, not a curated record. Lineage: Eukaryota; Metazoa; Chordata; Testudines; Emydidae. The coding region runs from base 35 to 775 and encodes 246 amino acids.